AUGGCCGGCUACUCAGGUAGCAACGGCUCCUCGAAUGGACUCCCCUUCACGGUGACUGCUCUGAAUCGUUGGUCCAUUGCAAACAAGCAACUUCCACCUGUCGAUAAGGUCAAGGUACUGCACGUCUACGACUUCGACAAUACACUCUUCAACAGCCCCUUACCCAACCCAAAGCUAUGGAACGGUCCGACCAUUGGCUUUUUGCAGUCGCAAGACACGUUAAUCAAAGGCGGCUGGUGGCACGACUCUAGAAUACUUGCUGCUACGGGUGAAGGCGUCGAAAGAGAAGAGCCCCGCGCGUGGGAGGGAUGGUGGAAUGAGCGAAUCGUCGAGCUCAUCCAAUUGAGCAUGAAGCAAAAGGAUGCCUUGACGGUAUUAUUGACUGGAAGAGGGGAGGCAAAUUUUGCCGAGCUCCUAAGAAAGAUUGUUGGGAGCAAAGGCCUUGAUUUUGAUCUCAUAAUCUUGAAGCCAGCAGCAGGCCCCAACAACCAACGGUUCUCAAGCACUAUACACUUCAAGCAAGUGUUCCUCGAGACUAUGGUGGAGACAUACAAAGGCGCCGAAGAGAUCAAAGUCUAUGAAGACAGGCAGAAGCAUGUUAAAGGCUUCAGGGACUACUUCAUGGACUACAACAGGCGUCAGAAUGUCACACCGACCCGAGGCCCUAUCACCGCCGAAGUAGUUCAAGUGGCUGACGGAGUCACGCAGCUGGAUCCCGUCAAAGAAACUGCUGAAGUACAGCGGUUGAUCAAUGAUCACAACCUCGCCAUCAGCCAAGGAGCACGUGGCAGGCGUCUUCAGAUCAAGAAGACAGUUUACUAUACUGGUUACCUCAUCAGCAACACUGACACUCAGCGAUUGCUUACCCUAGCUAACCUUCCUCCGACCAUGCCGGACACGGAGAUGAAAUUCCUGGCUAACAACGUUCUCAUUACACCCCGGCCUGCCCCUGGAAGCAUCUUAGAGAAAGUUGGUGGAAUGGGCAGCAAGGUUACCUGGGAAGUCACAGGAACCGCAGUCUUCGAAAAUAAGAUCUGGGCUGCCUGCGUACAACCCGUUCCUAUGACCAAAAAAUAUUACACGGAAAACCCAGUCCCGAUUGUGGUACUUGCUCUGCGCAAAGGCGCCAAGCCUAUUGACGCGGGUAAGAUCCAGAAUUGGCAACCUGUUCCCCCAGAGAAGCAGUAUGUUUUCGAGUCCACCGUUGGUGAGAAAGUCUUGCUUCGUAUCGAAGAUGAAGAUCCUCGAGAGAAUGAGUAUGAGAGCCUCUUCCCCAACAAGGCUUUUAAGAGGAAGCAUGCUCCUGACGAUGAGUCGUCUAGACGAGAGAGUGGGUCCUAUGGAAAUGGCUCGGGUUCAAGCGGUGGCAGAGGCGGCGGUUACCAGCAACGAGGCGGAAGAGGCAAUUAUAGAGGCAGUGGCUCGCAACGGGGCUAUCGUGGGGGCGGCAACAGAGGAAAUGGAGGUGGGCGUGGUGGAAGAGGCCGAGGUGGAGGCGGAGGCGGCCAACACUAUCGAUCACUUGAUGAUGUUGGGGAGAAAUCCAACAAUACUCCACCAACUUACAACGCUGCUGUUGCUUAUGAGGAUUUCCCACCAUUGCAGAAGCAGUAUCAAACCCCUCAGCAGCUUGUUCAGCAACAGUUUGAGCAGUAUCAACAGUACCAGCAGCAGAUUCAAGCCAAAGGUGGUAAUGCAGGGAAGCAGGGUGGCACUGGAGAAUUGCAGUACUUCUAA
Molecule: messenger RNA, 1737 nt
Organism: Hyaloscypha bicolor E
Lineage: Eukaryota; Fungi; Ascomycota; Leotiomycetes; Helotiales; Hyaloscyphaceae
Exons: 3
Coding region: 1-1737 (578 amino acids)
Biological process (GO): box C/D sno(s)RNA 3'-end processing; rRNA methylation
Cellular component (GO): box C/D methylation guide snoRNP complex; small-subunit processome
Molecular function (GO): RNA binding; rRNA methyltransferase activity; histone H2AQ104 methyltransferase activity
Source: RefSeq, a predicted model, not a curated record